Molecule: messenger RNA, 5295 nt
Organism: Mus pahari (shrew mouse)
Lineage: Eukaryota; Metazoa; Chordata; Mammalia; Rodentia; Muridae
Gene: Arhgap6
Product: Rho GTPase activating protein 6
Exons: 13
Coding region: 1127-4084 (985 amino acids)
Biological process (GO): signal transduction
Molecular function (GO): phospholipase activator activity; phospholipase binding
Source: RefSeq, a predicted model, not a curated record
ACUUCCGUCCUCAAGACUUUCUCCCUAGAGGCCGGGUAUCAGAGACCAGCUGCCCGCUCUCUGAGCUACUUCCCAGGUUUGGCGCCUGGAAAAGUUCACAUUCUGCAUUCUCCUGCUCCUGGCUCCGCCCUGGCUCCAGACCCUGCGUUCUUCUGGCCUUAGCCGGGACAAGCCACCCCUUUCCCUGCUGCCUCUGGCGCGAGGGUGCUGGGACAUCUCUGAGCCAGCUCUGGGCCCAACCAAGGUUGGCAGCAAAUAUCAAGUGUCGCUCUCUAGAGGAACACGGAUACUCGCUUCAGAGGCUGUCUUCUGAGCUCAGACUUUUCUGAGUAGCGCUGAGCGCAGCAGGGGAGUUCUUUGCUGCAGUUGUCGCUCAGUGCUUGGAAGGCCCGGGUCGCAGCACACACGGUGGUGUCCCACUGAGUCAACUUCGGGACUGUGCGGGAACGUGAACUUGGAGACACUUUUGAGCCUCGUCAAUCAGAAAGGGGAACUUAGCAGCCGAGCUGAUCCCCCAAAGCACAGCCACGGUCCCCAAAACACCAAGAGGGUGCACUGGGAAGCAGUCGGACAGCUGAGCCAGGGUGCUCCAGAGGACUUUUCACCGCGCCGGGAGCACCAAGGAUCCGCUCAGGGCGGACUCUCAGGCAGCCUCCUCCCUAGCCCUCGGGAUUGUCCUCAGGCCACGAGGAGGAGCUUGCUGGAGAUUUCGAGGCUGUCCAGAGCCAGAGAGCCGGAGCGCAGCGUCUCCCGCCUUCAGCUGGGAAGGGGGAGUGGCGCUGGCGGGUUGGAGCUGAGAUCUCGGCUAGUCACUGACCUCCUUCCUCCUCUUCCUUAGCCUCUUUGAGACUUGGACUCCUGGGGAAGAUUCUAGAGACAGUAAAGGGACCCGGAUCCCUUGUUUCCUAGAAGGCUGGGGAUGGAGCUCCUGUUUCUGCCUCCGCAGGGACACUUGGAGCGCGCUGGUGGCGCGUGAACGGGGCACUGCUUUCCACCUUCCUCGGCGAGCCCCGCCUGGCAGUUUUUCCCUACUCUACUUCGGCCACUUGUUUUCUCAGGUUACAGUCUCCAGCGAUCUAGGAGGGAAGACGAGAAGAAGGUGGCCCUCAGACCCAGCCCCGCCGAGAUGUCCGCGCAGAGCCUGCUGCACAGUGUCUUCUCCUGCUCCUCGCCCGCGUCGGGCGGCACGGCCUCGGCCAAGGGAUUCUCCAAAAGGAAGCUGCGCCAGACGCGCAGCCUGGACCCAGCCCUGAUCGGUGGCUGCGGGAGCGAGAUGGGCGCCGAGGGCGGCCUGCGGGGCUCCACAGUAAGCCGCCUCCACUCUCCACAGCUCUUAGCAGAGGGUCUCGGUUCCCGCCUAGCUUCUUCUCCCCGGAGUCAGCAUCUUCGGGGUACCCGGUUCCAGACUCCGAGACCUCUGUGCUCGUCUUUUUCCACACCUAGCACCCCGCAAGAAAAGUCGCCUUCUGGCAGCUUCCACUUUGACUACGAGGUCCCACUGAGUCGCAGUGGUCUCAAGAAGAGCAUGGGCUGGGACUUGCCUUCUGUCCUGGCCGGGUCCGCAAGUAGCCGCAGUCCCGCAAGCAUCCUCAGUUCCUCCGGGGGAGGCCCCAAUGGCAUCUUCUCUUCUCCUAGGAGAUGGCUCCAGCAGAGGAAGUUCCAGGCUCCACCUAACAGUCGCAGUCACCCUUAUGUCGUGUGGAGGUCCGAGGGUGACUUCACCUGGAACAGCAUGUCUGGUCGUAGUGUGCGCCUGAGGUCAGUCCCCAUCCAGAGCCUCUCAGAGCUGGAGCGGGCAAGACUGCAGGAAGUGGCUUUUUAUCAGUUGCAGCAGGACUGUGACCUGGGCUGUCAGAUCACCAUCCCCAAAGAUGGACAAAAGAGAAAGAAAUCUUUGAGAAAGAAACUGGAUUCAUUAGGGAAGGAAAAGAACAAAGACAAAGAAUUCAUCCCACAGGCAUUUGGAAUGCCCUUAUCCCAAGUCAUUGCUAAUGACCGGGCAUAUAAACUGAAGCAAGAUUUGCAAAGGGAGGAGCAGAAGGAUGCAUCAUCGGAUUUUGUGUCUUCCCUCCUCCCAUUUGGGAAUAAAAAACAAAACAAAGAACUCUCAAGCAGUAACUCAUCUCUCAGCUCAACCUCAGAAACACCAAAUGAGUCUACAUCACCGAAUACUCCGGAACCAGCUCCUCGGGCCAGGAGAAGGGGCGCCAUGUCUGUGGAUUCCAUCACUGAUCUGGAUGACAACCAGUCUCGACUCCUAGAAGCUUUACAACUCUCCUUGCCUGCUGAGGCUCAGAGUAAAAAAGAAAAGGCCAGAGAUAAGAAGCUGAGUUUGAAUCCUAUUUACAGGCAGGUCCCCAGGCUGGUGGACAGCUGCUGUCAGCAUCUGGAAAAACAUGGCCUCCAGACAGUGGGGAUAUUCCGAGUUGGAAGCUCAAAGAAGAGAGUAAGACAAUUGCGUGAAGAAUUUGACCGUGGGGUUGAUGUCUGUCUGGAAGAGGAGCACAGUGUUCAUGAUGUGGCUGCCUUGUUAAAGGAGUUCCUCAGAGACAUGCCUGACCCCCUUCUCACAAGGGAGCUGUACACUGCAUUUAUCAACACUCUUCUGUUGGAGCCUGAGGAACAACUGGGCACCUUGCAACUCCUCAUUUACCUUCUACCUCCCUGCAACUGCGACACCCUCCACCGCCUCCUACAGUUCCUCUCCAUUGUGGCCAUGCAUGCCGAUGAUAAUGUCAGCAAAGAUGGACAAGAGGUUACUGGGAACAAAAUGACAUCUCUGAAUUUGGCCACCAUAUUUGGACCCAACCUGCUCCACAAGCAGAAGUCAUCAGACAAAGAAUAUUCUGUUCAGAGCUCAGCCAGAGCUGAAGAGAGCACGGCCAUCAUAGCUGUGGUACAGAAGAUGAUUGAAAAUUAUGAAGCCCUGUUCAUGGUUCCCCCAGAUCUCCAGAAUGAAGUGCUGAUCAGCCUUCUGGAGACAGAUCCGGAUGUUGUGGACUACUUGCUCAGAAGAAAGGCUUCCCAAUCCUCGAGCCCUGACAUACUUCAGACGGAAGUUUCCUUUUCCAUGGGAGGGAGGCAUUCAUCUACAGAUUCCAACAAAGCCUCCAGUGGAGACAUCUCCCCUUAUGACAACAACUCCCCAGUACUGUCUGAGCGCUCCCUGCUGGCUAUGCAAGAGGAGAGGGCCCGGGGGGGCUCGGAGAAGCUUUAUAAAGUGCCAGAGCAGUAUACACUGGUGGGCCACUUGCCAUCGCCAAAGUCGAAGUCAAGAGAAAGUUCUCCUGGACCAAGGCUUGGAAAAGAAAUGUCAGAGGAGCCUUUCAAUAUCUGGGGAACUUGGCAUUCAACAUUAAAAAGUGGAUCCAAAGACCCAGGAAUGACAGGUUCUUAUGGCGACAUUUUUGAAAGCAGCUCCCUCCGACCGAGGCCCUGUUCCCUUUCUCAGGGGAACCUUUCCCUGAAUUGGCCUCGGUGUCAAGGGAGCCCGACUGGGCUGGACAGUGGCACUCAGGUAAUUCGGAGGACUCAGACGGCGGCCACCGUGGAGCAGUGCAGUGUCCACCUUCCGGUGUCACGUGUCUGCAGCACUCCCCACAUCCAAGAUGGCAGCAGGGGGGCCAGGAGGCCUGCAGCCAGGUCUGAGCCAUUUUUGUCCCUAAACAGCACAGAAGACCUGGCCGAGGGCAAGGAGGAUAUUGCCUGGCUGCAAAGCCAGGCCCAACCUGUAUACCAGAGACCUCAGGAGAGUGGAAGAGAUGACAGGCGCCCCCCUCCUCCUUACCCGGGGUCAGGGAAGCCUGUCACAACUUCUGCCCAGCAGCCACUGGAGCCUCCCCUGUGGAGGCUCCAGAGGCAUGAAGAAGGUUCAGAAACAGCUGUGGAAGGAGGCCAGCAAGCCUCAGGGGAGCAUCAGACCAGGCCAAAAAAACUGAGCAGCGCCUACUCCCUCUCAGCCAGCGAGCAGGACAAACAGAACUUAGAGGAGGCCAGCUGGCUCGACUGGCAGCGAGAGCGGUGGCAGAUCUGGGAGCUUCUGUCAACUGAUAACCCCGACGCCCUCCCGGAAACCCUAGUAUAAGCCCGCCAGCAGCUGGAGCCCACCCUUCCAACAAACAUCUUCCGGUCCAGACCCGGAAAACUUGCCUAUGGACAAUUGGACACUUGUUUUUCUUUUUUGUUUUUCCACACUUUGAAAAAGCAACACAAAAGAAAGUCCACUUACAGAUUCACUUCUACCCCUGCCAUUUAUGGUAAGAUUCUAUUGCAUAGCCAGCCUUGGGAAAAACAAACAAAUAAAUAAACAAACAUGACAAUUCCCAAUCUCAAAACAACCCACAUUGGCUCUAUGUAAGAAACUCUUGCUUCGUUAUAGCUUAAUUGUAUUUGUGUCUUCAAUUUUGACUAUUGUAUAUUCUGUAACAAAUUAUGUAUAUCAAUAUGAUAUAUUCACAGAGAAGACAGAACAAUUAAAAGAAAUCACUGCACUUGUAUUACACUAUGAGAUAUAUUAAGCCACCAGAUUCUAUAUGCUCUGGAAUAUGCACAAGCGGGUAUCUGUGCUUUUUGCCAUCACUUUUUAACUGGGGACAGCCCUCCCUUCAAUGACUAAGGAAAUACUAACCAAACAAGAGAGAAAAUGAGAAGCCAUAUUUUUAUAUAGUAUUGAGACACAAAAGUUGUAGUCACUGAAUGCUUUUUCAUAGCGAGUAUGUUUUAAGGAAAUAUUAAAUUUGAUACAUUAUGAAAUAUAUUUUUAGAAUCUGUUUAGAAAGGACUCAGCGAAUGAAAUCAGAGAAAGGUGGUGCCAAAGAGUACUUAAGAGAGUUUCCAUCCUAUUCUAGGUCAAAUUUAAUUUUAUAUAGGCCACUUAUAAUAUAUAUUUAUAAUGGAUUAUUUUUAUGUAUUUUUCAAAACUACCAACUGAAAUCCAAUUUUGAAAAGUUUUAAAAUCCAAAUACACAUUCAAAUUAUAGAUCAUUUCCCCCAUCUGCCCAGUUAUUAAUAUUAGCCCAAUUACAAGCAAUUCCUUGUAAAGUAAAUCCUAUGGGGGGAGCAAAAAAGCUACAUCUUUGCGCUUACAUUGUACCAAAGGCUGAGGAAAUGUGUCUUCAGUAUCUUCAGUAAUAUUAUGUGUAUUGUAAUGUAUGUGUUACUACAGUAUACAGUACUUCAACAACUUCAAGUGUUACAACUGCAAAACCACAUUUGACCAGCAGGUGGCAGUUUGCUUCAGUAUUUUCCAUUGUUUUGUUUUGUUUUUCAAAUCAGAAGGGUCAGUGUAUUAUAUAC